AUGUCCUACUCGUUUAAAGUUGUGAAUCCCAAAACCAAUCAAAUGGAUACCAUAUUUUCAAGAUAUAAAAGCAUAAAGAAUGCCACCGAUUUAAAAGAGCAGGUUACAAAGUAUUCUAAUGUACCUGUAAAGCUGGACAUUGGUCCUGUCUACAAUCUGCCAGUAGCCAAAAAAAACCAAAACCAAACUGUUUUGAUACCUGUAGAAAAAGAAUAUUGUAUUGAUAUUGAUAUUUCCGACUAUGAUGACGUUAGAUUUUGUGGUUGCACAGGAGGAAAGUAUUGUAAACAAUGUUGGAGAUUGAUGAAUUGUGCUAUGGAAAUUUUGGAUCAUUUGCUAGUUGAUGUAUUUGGUACUAAACAUUUGAUUUGGGUUUACAGUGGUAGAAGAGGUAUUCACUGUUGGGCAAGUGAUGAACUUCUUAAGAAAAUGAAUAACGAAGGCAGAUCUUCAAUUUCUAGGUUUAUACACAUUUAUCAAAGUAGCUCUAUCGCAGGAGAAAAACAAUCAAGAAGAGUCAAUCUAACUGGAAAUGCUCAUCCUUCCUUUGAUAUUGAUUCUAUUGUUUUCACCACCUGUGAAAAAUAUUUCAUUGAGAUAUUUAUUAAUGAUAUGGGAAUUUUUGACGAUGAAUUGAUCAUGCAACAAUCAAUACCUUAUUUAUUGAAUCUCAUAUAUAUCAGCGAGGUAAAGACAAUGAUACAAGAAAUACUAGAAUCUGGAAAGAGUGGUACUGAUAUUUAUUCUCAAAUCAGAGACAAGUUAUUACGUGACAAGAAAAACAAACACUUUUUAUGGGAAAUAGUUUAUUCAUUUGUUUACCCUCGUUUGGAUGUUAACGUAUCAAAGGGUUUUAAUCACUUGUUAAAAAGUCCUUUUUGUGUUCACCCAGAUACAGGUAAUAUUUGUGUUCCUAUCAAGCAUCAACACUAUAAUUUCUAUCCAGAUACUCAUGGAGCACGUUUACAUGAUCUUCUCUCAAAUAAUGACAAGAAUAAGUUUAGUGACAGUGUAAAGAUUUUCAAGGAACACGUACAGUCACUUUCCAAGAGUUUUAAGUCCUCCCUUGAUUUUUAG
Molecule: messenger RNA, 1077 nt
Organism: Naegleria gruberi
Lineage: Eukaryota; Heterolobosea; Eutetramitea; Acrasida; Naegleriidae
Exons: 1
Coding region: 1-1077 (358 amino acids)
Biological process (GO): DNA replication, synthesis of primer
Cellular component (GO): alpha DNA polymerase:primase complex
Source: RefSeq, a predicted model, not a curated record